Messenger RNA from Panicum hallii, 1443 nucleotides. RefSeq names its product laccase-25-like. The transcript has 4 exons. NCBI's taxonomy places the organism in Eukaryota, Viridiplantae, Streptophyta, Magnoliopsida, Poales, Poaceae. Bases 16 to 1437 code for a protein of 473 amino acids. Gene Ontology annotation, cellular component: apoplast. The record is from RefSeq and is a predicted model, not a curated record. Gene Ontology annotation, molecular function: copper ion binding; hydroquinone:oxygen oxidoreductase activity. Gene Ontology annotation, biological process: lignin catabolic process.
GCGGACGGCCCGGAGAUGGUGACACAGUGCCCCAUCCGCCCCGGCAGCCGCUACACCUACCGGUACAAUGCGACCGGGCAGGAGGGGACGCUGUGGUGGCACGCGCACAGCUCCAUGCUCCGCGCCACUGUCUAUGGUGCGAUCGUCAUCAAGCCGAGGAGCGGCGACCAGGGGUACCCGUUCCCCAAGCCUAAAAAGGAGGAGAUCAUCCUGCUGGGCGAGUGGUGGAAUCAGAACGUCUUCGACCUGGACCGCGAGGCCUUCCUCACUGGAAUCCUGGUGGAUCGGGCCGACGCGUAUACCAUCAAUGGCAUGCCUGGGGACAUGCACAAGUGUCCGGGCAGUAACCGCAAGCCAAGAACCUUCAAGCUCAAGGUGCAGAGCAAAUCGACGUACCUGCUUCGGAUCAUCAACGCAGCGGUGAACACGCCCAUGUUCUUCAAGAUCGCCGGCCACAACUUCACCGUCGUGGGGGCUGACGCGAGCUACACGACGCCGUACGAGACCGACGUCGUUGUCGUGGCGCCCGGGCAGACUGUUGACGCGCUCAUGGUCGCGGACGCGGCGCCGUCGCGGCGAUACUACAUGGUGGCCUCCCCUUACAACAGCGCGCGCCCCAGCAACCAGCCGUUCAGAAAAGGUACCGCCACCGCCGUUCUGGAGUACGCCAGCGCGCACAGAAGGACGCGCCGGCCGUUGUUUGCUCGGAUGCCACGGUUCAAAGACACGGCGACCGCGCACCGGUUCCUCACGAGCCUGACCGCGCUCGUCCGCCCAGGUCAGCCCACGGUCCCUCUCGCCGUGGACACCCGCAUGUUCGUUACUGUCGGGCUGGGCUUCGCGGAUUGCCGGCCGGAGCAGACGCGGUGCAAGAACCAGGUGUUCGCGGGCAGCAUGAACAACGCCUCCUUCGUUCUCCCCGCCACCAUAUCCCUCCUGGAGGCGCACUUCCGGAACGUGACCGGCGUCUACACGCGGGACUUCCCCGACAGGCCACUACUGGAGUUCAACUACUCUAGACCGCCGCGCAACAUGGACGUCACGACGACCAAGUCGACCAAGGUGAAGACGGUGAGGUACAAUGCGACGGUGGAGAUGGUGCUGCAGAACACGGCGCUGGUGGCGCGCGAGAGCCACCCGAUGCAUCUUCACGGUCACAACUUCUUUGUGCUGGCGCAGGGGUUCGGCAACUUCCACCAGGACACCGCUGAGAAGCGGUACAACCUCGUCAACCCGCAGGAGAGGAACACUCUCGCCGUGCCGCCAGGCGGAUGGGCCGUCAUCCGCUUCGUUGCCAACAACCCUGGGAUGUGGAUCAUGCAUUGCCACUUUGACGCUCAUCUGCCAAUCGGGUUGGCAAUGGUGUUCGAGGUGCAGGACGGGCCGACUCAGGAUACUGCACUUCCUCCACCACCGGCUGACUUACCCCAAUGCUGAGGUUGU